Messenger RNA from Aspergillus glaucus CBS 516.65, 864 nucleotides. RefSeq lists its product as uncharacterized. Lineage: Eukaryota; Fungi; Ascomycota; Eurotiomycetes; Eurotiales; Aspergillaceae. The annotation marks the transcript as partial. The transcript is spliced from 5 exons. The record is from RefSeq and is a predicted model, not a curated record.
UCAAUCGACAAAGGCCCGGCUGUCCUAACAACUCUCUGGUCAUUAACAUCCGCCAGUCUAUUAUUCGUCCUCGCGCGUCUGCUGGUCAGACUGCGCAUUCUACAAAAAGCUGGAUGGGAUGAUAUCCUCAUCACCUUUUCAAUUAUCCUGUCCUAUAUUUAUGAUGUGAUCCUGACUAUCGCUGUGAAAUCCGGAUACGGACGGCAACAGUCCACCCUUACCUCGGAUCAAUUAUCCAACUCGAUCAAGUUCAUCAUGGCGGGCUUUGCACCUGGUCUGCUAUCAAUUGUUGUGCCCAAGUUGGCUGUUGUUGCAUUGUUAAUUCGCACGAUGAAUCCGAGUCCGAGGCAGAAAUGGUUUCUUUUGGGGACGGUUCUUGGGUCUGGUGUUCUGCUCAUGGGUUGUGUGGUCAUUUUGUAUCUGCAGUGUCGGCCUGCAAGUGAGAUCUGGGAGAUGAACGCUGCAGAGGGGAGUUGUUGGAGUAUGAAUGUUCUGGUGAAUUAUUCAAUUGUUGUCGGUGGUAUUGCUGCCGCCGUGGACGCUUAUCUGGCUAUAUACCCGGCGGUGAUUAUAUGGAAUCUGCACAUGGGGAUAAAGAAGAAACUAGGACUUAGUUUCGCUUUGGGUCUUGGGGCGUGUGCCUGCGUCAUGGCCGUCGUCAAAUGCACCCGCAUCCCAACACUAUACAACAUGACCAACAUCACCUACGCCACAGUAGACCUCUUCAUCUGGACCAGCAUCGAAUCAAACACCAUAAUAAUCGCCGCCUCCGUCCCAACAAUUGCCCCAUUGAUCGAAAUAACCCUCGGAAAGCGCAUCCUCAACACCACCGAAAAAGACUCGAACCGCACAGGAUCAAACCGC